AGGGGGCGAUAAAAUGGCGCAGGGGGCGGAGUGAGGUGCAGUCGUUCACCUAGGCUUGGGCCCGGCUUGUGGAGACCUAUUGGAACAUUCUAUGAGAGAAGCUCAGAAGAGCCAGCUCUGUGCCUGUGGAUGUCAUGUGGCAUAGGAAUUGAUACUUUCAGUGGUUACGAAGAAUAGUGGUCCUUUGUGUGCACAGUAAAGUUUGCAAGAAGGUGGGAGUCAAUCAUUUUGACAAGUCUCCUGAAACGAACAGCUAGCAGGAGCUGAACCCUUUUUCCAUUUGGUCUCGUGGCAAAGGCAGAGAUCACACCAGCAGCUCCACACAAUAUGCUGUGCUCACUAGUGCCCUCUGAACAGUCUUCUGGUACCUCUCUUUUGCCUAAAGACAAUGCCCCAUUUUCUUGGGAUUCCUUGGAUGAGGACGGAUUGGAUGACUCCUUGCUGGAGCUGUCUGAUGGGGAAGAUGAUGGCCAUUUUAGUUUCACGGAGGAAGAGAUUCAGGAACUCUUGAAGGAUGAUGACCUAUCAAAUGAGCACUUUUCUUGGGGAGGAGGCUUGCCUAAUGAUGACAGCAGGAAUGUUGAGAAGGGGGGGAAAGGGAGUCAAAUUCCACUUGAUACUCCCCAAGAGAAAAGUUCAUUGUACAGCUCGGGACCAGAAGCUGAGACCCCUAGCCUCUUCAAACUACCUCAACUAAAUACAUCAGUUGGUCAUGGACCAACUCCUACUAAACCAUUGAACAGACGCUUUGCACUAGAAAAGAAUCUUAUAAAAGUUACAGUUGCACCAUUUGAUCCAACAGUUUGUGAUGUUGUACUUGAUAAGGACAAGACUGAUACAUCCAAAGUUACUGAAAAACCCUCCUCCCUUGGAGAAGAGAUGAGAGAAGAUGGUCUUAGCCUAAAUGAGAGCACAAUUUGCACAGAAUCUGAAGGGAUCAGCCUCAGUAACUCUGCCUAUGAUGGGCCCCCACUCCCUUCUUCAAACAGUAACUUUGAACAAACUGUCUCUGAUAAAAAUAUGUCUGACAGUAAGAAACCUACACCUGUAUUCUCUCAGAUCUUGGACCAUUCAGAGACUUCUAAUACGGGGUCAGCCUGGAGAAAUGGAUCACAUAAAUCAAGUUUUGAAAUGAGGUUUCCGGUUGUUUCCAGUUCAUCAAACAAAGAUGUUCUUGACAAGGAUUCUGGGAAGCUGAACGUCCAUGAAAAAAGACUAGGCAAAGUCAUUCCUGUUCUGCAAACCAAAACAAGGACUAACAUUCCGACGUUUUCACCGUCAGAUCUAGAAAAGCAGAAGCAAAGUUACCUCAGGAAUGUCUUUGCUCAUAUAGAAGACCCAGUGGACUCUAACCAAGGUACCUUGGGGGAGCUGUGUGCCUUGAUGGGUCAAGUUCAUCACAUGCAGAACCCAAAAUGGCAGCAUCCUUCGGACCUCACCAGGCGAAACUACGCCCGGUUCCGACAGAAGUCUCUGCAAAGAUACAGUCUGACUCAGUGGGUUGACCAGAACAUGCGAAGCCACCAUCGGUUCCAGCGUCUACCAGAUAUCCCGUACAGUCCAUUUGUCUCCUCCCAUCAGCAGUGAAGGUCCCUAUCCAGGGUCCUGUCCAGAGCAGUGUCUCAUCUUCUGCUGUUUUGUGCUUUGUAGAUUUUGAAAUUUAUUUUUCACAACACUUUAAUUUAAAGAACUUGUCACCUUUGGGAAAAGA
Molecule: messenger RNA, 1711 nt
Organism: Mesoplodon densirostris (Blainville's beaked whale)
Lineage: Eukaryota; Metazoa; Chordata; Mammalia; Artiodactyla; Ziphiidae
Gene: S100PBP
Product: S100P binding protein
Exons: 8
Coding region: 328-1587 (419 amino acids)
Cellular component (GO): cytosol; nucleus
Molecular function (GO): calcium-dependent protein binding
Source: RefSeq, a predicted model, not a curated record